GCAACAGCAGCAUGCCAGGCGGCGGCGGGCGGCGGCGGAAGGGGACGGCGCUGACGGGGGUCGAGCCUGGGCGCUGCCGGCGGCGGCGGGCCUGCUGGUGGCCGCGUCGCUCUCCUUGCUGGUGCUCCUGCUGGGCCUCUCCGGGGCGGCGCUGUCCGUGGCAGCGGCGGCGGGCGGGGCCUGGGCUGCGGCGGCGGCGGCCGGGAAAAGCAGAAAGUCGCCGCCGUUUGCGCGGCCCGCCCCCACCGAAGCCUCCCGCUUCAAGGCCGGCGCCUUGGCAAACGGCGGCCCUGCUAUGAGCUGCAGCCCGGCGGACCGGAGGCGGCUCUGCGGAAAUCACCUAACACCACCAACUCAUUUUGCGCUGCGCCGGCGCUACCCAAUCCAGCAGGCCCAGUAUGCCACCCUGGGAACUCUGCCUUCCAUUUGCUGGGAUAGUUAUCGGCGCAAAACCAGGUUGACUGCUCACAACUCUGUCAUGGUCCAGAGCCCAGUGACUGUGAAGAUUGCUCGGCCAGACAGUAAUAUUGGCCGUUCCCCGAUGUUGGAAGAGCUGGCUUCGCCUUUGGCUUUCUCUCCAGUGCCCAACAAUACCCUAGACCCAUGUGCAAAGGAGACCGUGUUGAAUGCUCUUAAAGAGAGCAGGAAGAGGAAUGUGGAAGAUGAUGACAACAGCUUCCAAAGUGGCCAGGAAAACAAGAGACGGCGCCGUGAUAGCAGUGGCAGUGGACAGUCUGCAUUUGAGCCCCUGGUGGCCAAUGGAGCCCCAGCAUCUCUGGUACCCAAGCCUGGUUCCCUGAAGCGGAGCCUCAUCUCCCACAGUUUGGAUAACUGCUCUUCCAAGAGAUCACGUACAUCCUCCCUCAGUUCCGUGAACAGCCUUUAUGUGGGCGGAAUUCCCAGUUCCAUCCGCAAUGCUAUCGCCAGCUCCUACAGCUCUACCCGAGGCCUCUCUCAGCUGUGGAAAAAAAGUGGCCUAAGUAACUCUCCUCUCUCCAGUCCGGCAUCCUCCCGUUCGCAGACUCCUGAAAGACCCAACAAGAAAGCAAGGUACCCCGACUCCAGCCUCACAGAGGCAGAGUCUCACCGAUCCAGCACUUCAACACCUGUGAAGGCAAACACAGAAAUGCAGGUGGAGAUGAAUGCAGAAACGCCUGUGCAGAACAGACGCAGCUCUGUACAUUUGCAGUCUUCUUCUGGCAGCGGCGGCAAACGCAAGCGUAAGAUCCAGCUACUCUCUGCUCGGCGUGGAGACCAUUUCACCUUGCCGCCUCCACCUCAGCUGGGCUAUGCUAUUACUUCGGAGGACUUGGAUGCAGAAAAAAAGGCAGCCCUGCAGUGGUUCAACAAGGUCUUGGAGGAUAAAACUGAUUCUACCCCAAGUACAUCUGCAGAGACUGCCUCCCCACUUAAUACGCCGUCGUCCUCGCUGAUACUAGCUAAGCCUGCAUCUGUGCCAUUGGCUGUCAUGGCUACAGGGACCAACUCCCUGUUGGAGAGCCUUAAGAAAAUGCAAGAUGGACAGAGCGGUGCAGUGCAGGCAGAUUCAUGUUCUGCUGCACAGACUCCUGAAACAACGGCACCUGCAGUUUCUCUGGAUUUGGGCUCCCCUGUAUCUAUGACCCCAUCUGAGGCCAAGCCCUCACUCACGCUAAGCAUACCUUCUUCCUUGGCUGCUCCUUCCUCCAGUGCUCCCCAGCCUGCCAGUACUAUGAGUAGCUUGGUGUCGACAUCUUCCUCUGAAUUGGGCCAAACCCCAUCAAGACCCUCCUCUGCCCCAAAACCAAGCAUCCUCUUUGGAAUUCUCACUAGCCCUCCUGCCAGUCAACCCGCUCCAGCAGCAGCAGCAGCAGCAGCAUCUUCUGUAUCCAACACAGCACCUGUAUUCAAACCCAUCUUUGGCAACAUGACAAAAACUGAUAGUCCUGGUUUCUCUGCAGGCAGUGCCUCUGUGGCUGUGGCUGCAUCUCCUGGGACUGUGCCCUCCUCUGCAUCUCCUUCCGUUACCCCCAGCAGCAGCACAUUCAAGCCCAUCUUUGGGAAUGUACCCCCACCUGCAGCUGCUGCUCCACCUGCCACCACGACACCUUCUUUCUUUGCAUUCAAGCACACACCCCAGCCAGCCCCUGGUCUGCCCGCCACUGCCUCAAGCACAUCUUCUGGGUUUCCCACUGUCUCUGAGUCUGUUGUGACUAUGGCAAUGUCAUCCUCAGCCACAACAAGCUCAACAACUGUCUCCAUGAACACACCAGUGUUCAGCUUCGGCCUUGGCGUGCCAACUUCAGCCCCUGCACCCAGCACCACAACAGCUGUCACUGCCCCGUCAUCCCAGUCCUUCCUGUUUGGGGUCCCCUCCAGUGGUGCUGUGGCCUCCAAUGCAACCGCAACCCCCCUUUUCCAGUUUGGGAAACUGGCUACCGCUGCUGGCCCCAGCAACACCUUGGCGAGCUCUGCCUUCAGCCAGGCAUCCGCCAGCACAGCAGAGUCUGGUCCCAGCAGCGCCACCACAGCAGCCAUGGGCUUCAGCAUCUUUAGCAGUGGCGGCAGCACUGCCGCCACCACUCAGGCCCCUUCUGCGGCACCACCUUCGACACAGCCUCCUCUGACAUUUGGGUCCGGCCCUUCUGCUUUCAGUGGGGCCUUUGGCACUGCUUCAAAACCACCCCCUCCAUACACGGGGGAUGCCAGCCAGCUGACUUUUGAACCUACUGUCCCCGAUGGGCAGCAGCAGCAGCAGCAGCAGCUCACCACCAAGCCAACAGCCAGCCCAGUGAGCUUCGGAACACCUUUCAACUUCUCUGGCUCAGUUGCUCAGCCUGCAGCGCAGCCAGCAUUUGGCAGCACCACACAGACGACCUUCGGCGGGACUGGGCCUCUAACAUCCUUUGGCUCCAAAAGCACCACUCAGCCAGCAUUUGGAGCCACAACAUCCAUCUUCUCCUUUGGGACAGCCACCACAUCAGCCAUGUCAGGUUUUGGAUCCAACACCCAGACGACAAACAGUGGCACGGGGGGUUCAGUGUUCGGUAGCUCCACUGUAUCUCCUUUCACAUUUGGGGCAUCUAACCCACCAACAGCAGCAGGCAGUACCUUUGGCAUUGGCACUUCAGCUGCUGCAGGAUCCAGCACCCCUAUGGUGGGCUUCAGCUUUGGUGGGCAGAGUGGGACUGUGGGUGCAGCGACACCCUUUGCCUCUUCCUUGGCACAAAACCCACUGGGUGCCCAGAACCAGAGUGCUCCCUUUGCUUUCAGUAUCCCUGGUACUCCGGAGAGCAAGCCAGCAUUUGGAGGAACUCCUACCCCCACUUUUGGGCAGAGUUCACCUGCACCAGGAGGGACUACUGGAGGCAGUAACCUUCCUUUUGGAACCCCCAUUACCCCAGCCUUUGGAGGAGCAGGGCCUACAUUUGGGCCUCCAACACCUGCAUUCUCCAUUGGGGCAGGAUCCAAAACGAUGAGCCGUCAACGUUUGCAGGCACGACGGCAGCAUCCCCGUAAAAAGUAGCCAGGAGCUUCUUCUUGCUUGGACUUCCGCUUCUGGCUUUACCUGUUCAGAGGCCUGCGCCGGGCAUACAAAUCAAGGGAGGUGUGUUCUGGCAUCUGUCCUAAGGGAGGCUGGCCUGACAGUCUUGUUCUGUGAAAUCGACAGGAAAUUACUUUGGAUUGCAGCAGUUUUUUUACCCCCCUCAAGCAGGACAGGGAAACCAAGCCCUUUUUACUUGAACAAUCCAUGGCUGAGUCUGGAUGGAAUUUUGUACCUAUCGGCUCUCUUCCCUCCCUCAUGUAAACAGCCUCCCAUGGGUCUGUCUUCCCCAAGUCCUUGCCUUCUCUGACCUCAGCCUGACACCCAUGUUUGGCUGCCAAAUGAGGGUGGUGUGUAGAAGUGGCUGCUGGCCACAUGCAUGUUCCCAGUUGCAAUCCAGCUCUUUUUCCAUCUCUCCCUCUUCCCUCUUCUUCUUCCCUCCCCGUAUUUUAAAAUUCCUUACAUGGUGUGCCCUGAUCCUGUCACACACCAGAUCUCAGAAGCCUUUCCCUAGGACGCUGUCAGGCACCUCCAGUCGCAACUCCUCUCCAAAGUAAACCCUCUCCAGUUUGUGGGUUGUCUUCUCCACCACAACCUAGGCAAGGAGGGGAAAGCCCAUGCUGUUGAGGUGUUGUGGUUUCACAGGAGCCCUUGGUCGAAACACUAAUCACGGUUAACGGGGGCUACAAGACUGAUCAGACGUCCCAGCGAACUGAAAAUAUGAAUUUGCCAGAGUGAGGGGGCACAGAGGGGAGGCCCCCCCCCUCCUCUGCACCGCUUGUGUGAGUCAGUGGCAGAGAGAUGCUGCUGCUCCAUUGAAGUACCCUAUUCUUUUCUCUCCCCCCUCCCUUUCCCAAAUCGUCUGUGUUUGUUCACGGUAUGUUUGUGCUCUAAUUCUUUUUUUUUAAUUUGCUCUGUGAAUCGAGUUUGGAGGAAGAACUGAAUUGUAUGUAUGGCGGCAUGUUGAUAAUGCCGGACUUGCUGUAAACAUUUUUGGGGGUUGCCUGUCUCCAGCGGAGACGAACCCCACCUAAUUGGGUGUGGACGGUAGCAUCACUGUGUGACUAUGAGCGUUGAAUGAACCUGACCGCGAAGCAUUGUGCUGUUUGGAAGGCUGGCAGCGGGAGGGGUGGGGCCGUCUCCCCAACUGCUCAGCAGUUCUGGAGCCCUGCUAGGAGGUCUGAGGCCUUGUUCCCAUCCACUGGGAGGAGCAAAGGUUCUGGCUUGGAAGGGAUUUUCCCAGCACCCCAGUGGAAGAGAGAUCAUUGCAAAAGAUUUAUCCAGCUCUUCCCGGUGGCGUUCUUCCUGCAUUUACAGGCGUUAUAUAAGAGCAACUCAGCAAGUGGUAUUUCUCCUUCCCAGGAAAGGGAUCGGUAUGAGAACUCCCGUGCUUGUCACCUGCUCCCUGGUCUAGAAGUUCAAAUCCAGCUGCCAGCUCUUUUUACUACAUUGGAGACAACAGUGUGAAUGUGUGUGUGCGCCUGCCUAAGUCUAAAUUAAAAAAAAUAUUUAAACAUUUUUUAACAAAAUAAAACUUUAUUUUUAUAUUUAAGCUAAAUUGCCUUCGAAUUCCUUCAAGCUUGGUUCAUAGAGGUGUGAAAGUACAAAGCUGUUUGUUAGGAAUUGGCCUGCACAGUUGUGAGGGGGAGGGGGCAGCAACAGUCACGGGCCAGGCCUCUGUCCUCAUCUGAUAGCUUCAGGAGGGCCCAGGCCUGCUCCUUUGCCUGCUGCUGCCUCCUCACAUGGGCCAGUGUUUCAUAUGUUUUUGUGUUUAGAAUGUGGAUGUGGCUAAGUUUUUUUAAAAAAAUGCUUCGAGAGCUCUUGCACGUUUAGAUGGUGUUUUGGGGGGGGGGUGUUCUGUUUGGGCCAACAAGCAUCUCUUGGAGUACAGAGGAGAGAAACCUGACAGGCUGCUGGAUGCAUCUUAAGGGGGUGUGCGUGGUGUGCAAAGGAGCUGGCCCUGUUGUGAGGCACACAAACAGCUGUUGUGAGGCACCAACGUGUUGACCUUCAGGGAUACCAAAGCAGUGUCUCACCCUAGGAACAGUGCUUCUUCAAGGAUCUCAGUUCCAUGGCUGAGGUUUUGUUUUUACCCAGGGCUAGCCCCUAGUGUAUCUGCAUACCAUCCCUACUGUGGUAUGUGUGUGUUUUGGGGGGUAGGUACAGCUUAUCUCACAGUGGAGAUAAUUUGACUUCAAGUAUCUCCCCCAGUCUGACAGAGGAGACGAAAUUCUCUUUGCUCUCUUGCCCUGUGCUGCCUUGGGAGUGACUAGCAGUUAACCUGCCCAGGGAAGCAGGCAGCUCUUCUCAAGGCUGUGUCUGGUUGCCUGUGCAGAGCAUCCUGUUGCUGGGAGAUGCUGUGUGAGUGGGAUGCAGUAUGUGAAUAUGGGAAGAAUGGGUUUGACCUUUUUUUAAAAAUGUUGCAAUGAAUACUUGGAUCAUUCCUGUUGAGGGUUUUAGUGUGAAUGUGCAAUUUCCCCCCCUUGCUUAUGUUGAUUUAAAAUAAAAAAACAAAACUGCUUGA
Messenger RNA from Eublepharis macularius, 6047 nucleotides. RefSeq names its product nuclear envelope pore membrane protein POM 121-like. Gene Ontology annotation, biological process: protein import into nucleus; RNA export from nucleus. The record is from RefSeq and is a predicted model, not a curated record. The transcript is spliced from 13 exons. Gene Ontology annotation, cellular component: nuclear pore. Bases 296 to 3505 code for a protein of 1069 amino acids. Lineage: Eukaryota; Metazoa; Chordata; Lepidosauria; Squamata; Eublepharidae. Gene Ontology annotation, molecular function: structural constituent of nuclear pore.